Molecule: messenger RNA, 2565 nt
Organism: Penicillium brevicompactum
Lineage: Eukaryota; Fungi; Ascomycota; Eurotiomycetes; Eurotiales; Aspergillaceae
Product: putative Sin3 complex subunit (Stb2)
Exons: 1
Coding region: 1-2565 (854 amino acids)
Cellular component (GO): Sin3-type complex
Source: RefSeq, a predicted model, not a curated record
AUGCAUCCCAGCACCCCGAGCGUGUCGCUUGAUCGAACCGAACCCAGUCUCACGCCGGAGGGUAUCAAGAGAAGCCCCACCUCACAUACACAUGAAAGCGACCGGUCCCCGCAACACGGUCACCAGAGAUUGGUAUUCGUCGACCCGGUCGCCCUUCGAUACCUUGAAGAAGAUUCUUCCACCGAUGUGCUUCACCGACGGGCCACACUCCAGGGCUAUGAGAUAUACAUUGUUGAACAAUGGGCUUGUUCUCGUGUGCACCCGACGUUCGUCAUAUCGACAUUUACUGGUGAUCUGUCGCAUACCGUAAUAGUGGGAGUUUUGAGUGUACCGACAAAUGAGAGUACAUGGUCGCCUCGUCUGCGGAUGUACUUCGAUGCUAUGAAGCAAUGCCACGCCAAAAAGAAGGAAACACCACUAGGGACAGUCAUGGUCACAGACUUGGGUUCAUUUCCUUCCGCUUUGAGUGUCAUACCCGUCCCAGAAGGUGAUAUCAAGAAGCAUAGAGAAGACUUCAUUGUGAACGAGAACUUGAAGAGACUUGGGUGCGCUGGUCGCGCCGGACUGAAGCUCCAAUCCCCGUCCGCUGCCACUGAGGCGAAGUUCCACCAGCUAUACCGGACCAGCGAGAGAGUUCCGCUAUAUGCUGCGGUGAUUGAGUUAGUGAAACAAUGCCAGAUUGCGCUGAUGGUGUUUGAUAAGUUAGCACCGGAGUAUGUCGACGGUCUGCUAUGUGAUGUGACUGAGGCUGCAAUCAGCGACUGGUGGACAGACAUUGGAACCGACUUGUAUAAUAUCGAGCCAAGCGACAGCAGUCUAGGACCGACAAGUGUCGCUGCCAUGUUAGGCACGUUGCUCGGAGCUCGAAACCGCCUGCAUGCUUAUGGAGCCCCUGUGGGGAAAGAUGCAUUCGACUUCUACAACCUGAAGAGGGGGAUUAGCGGAUUCCAAAAAUCACAGAAAAUGAAGCGCUCGCGAAGACUCGAUCGACAUACUUUAGAUCGUCUGCACCGCGCCACUGCCAAAGCUGCGAACUCGGAAGGAUGGACGGAUGCAGUGAAAUCAACCAUGGCAGAACUCAGUGGGCAGGGUGGUGAGAUGGUUAUGGGAAUGGUUCGCGGGCGCGACAAAGGUGGUAUCGCUGAUAUCGAAACGCUCGAUCUGGAUACUUUUGUGCAGUGCUGCAACGGCGGAAGAGCAAAGUGGCUUUGGCUCGGUAAGCCGCGCAAGAGUGGCCAUGAAGAUGGUUUCUCACGUGGAACUGGAUCCGACAUGAUGUUCACUACCGACGAACAAGGUGGAUAUGUCUGGACCAGCCGCAAGAAACACCAAGGAGAGGAUUCAGGCCCCGAGAGAUCUAGCUUGGCCCUUGACCGUCCGAUGCACAUAGCCGAUCCAUCAGUUACCGAAGAGAAAGAUUAUCGCAAGAAGGGUGUCAGUGGCCGGGUUUCAGAUGCGCGCGCUGGGCUGGGACGCUUCAAGGAUGCAGUUGGACUCCAAGGGCUUCGCUCGCACCACCAUCACUCCCGCGAAAACUCCGAAUUGACACAUGAUGCUGCCUACCGCCCCUCAAUCGACAGUGACAACGAUACACCGUAUACGAAAGCGCGAACAGACUCCGGUUUCAGGUCUGAAACGAGGACAACAAACGAGUUUGAUGAAGUCAUUGAAGAAGAAAACGAGCACGAGGAGCCUUCUACUCGACUCUCUCCCAUACCUGACUCCGGCGAGAUCAAAGCCCCCGAGAUUCAUAUCGAGGCGGCACCGCUUGACGAUGAGCCCGAUCAGACUCAGCUCAAUCCAUCUCUCGUGCAGCAGCCUCAGAUGAUUGACGAAGAAUCGGACAUUGAGCGUGUCAUGUCUCGAUCUACUGCAGCAUCCACGGACCGCGAGCGCGAUCGUGAUGGCUCAAUAAGUGGGAUUGCUACGAUGGCCCUACGGCGUCAUCAAAGCUGUGAAGAAUUCCAAGAUGUUGAACGUGAGAUGGAGAGGCGAGACAAUGACUGCGCACGACACCUGUCAUUUAGCACGGUUGAAGAAGUGGUCCUCAAAUGGGAACCUGCAGGCGGGAAACCAACGAUUAAGGACACUAAUGAUCUGGAAGAGGCCAUCGCCCAAGAAGACAUGCUCUCAUCCGAAGGCCGGAUCUUCAGCUCGCGCAUCCUCGAGUUGAGCCAGCACACCGCGCCAUGGGUUGAGCGACAAGUGGACUCCGUGGAUGGUCUCAACCAGACAUUGUACGAGAAACACGAAGAGCUCAACUCAAUCUACCUGGAACGAUUCUCCGAAUACCAGCGCCUGCGCGAACGCUCCAGCGAUAUUCUCAUGGACGAAGGCCAUCAGCUGGCCGAUGGAGUCAAGCGCGUUGAAUUGCUCGGCGCCAAACUUGACUACGAACUGCAUGUUCUCGAGUCCAAGGUCGAGGACAUGGAAGCUGGACUCAGCGACUUCGAUCGACACAUCGUCAAUGUCGAGACGAGGAUCAAAACCUUGGUCAAAGGCGAAGAACAACACGAUACCUCAUGGACAGCAUGGAUAGCCCGAGCCAUGGGCUUCUCGACUUGA